This is a messenger RNA of Rubroshorea leprosula, 1515 nucleotides long. NCBI's taxonomy places the organism in Eukaryota, Viridiplantae, Streptophyta, Magnoliopsida, Malvales, Dipterocarpaceae. The record is from the annotation of a GenBank genome assembly.
AAUCAAGACACCAGACCUGUUCUUCUCACUGCUUUUUUUCAAUACAAUGUCCUAAAAUGAUGAUCGGAGAAACUCCCCGGCCGGCCAAUCCAACCGUUCUUAUUCCUGCAUGGGAUUCAUUCAACGAGCCGUCUGGAUCCUUCUCUCCUGUCGGGUUGAACGGCAAUGCGAGCAGUCCUGUCGACUAUUUCUCCUCGCUCCGACGUUACCUCCCGUCGAAUGACUUCGAGUCCGACUCGCUGUGUGAGGACUCUGAUAUUCCCGUGGACGCCUUCUCGUGCGAUCAGUUCCGAAUGUACGAGUUCAAAGUUAGGAGAUGCGUUCGUGGAAGGUCGCACGACUGGACUGAGUGUCCGUAUGCCCAUCCUGGCGAGAAGGCUCGUCGGAGAGACCCGAGGAAGUACCAUUACUCGGGUAAUGCCUGCCCCGAUUUUCGCAAAGGGAACUGUAGAAAAGGUGACUCUUGUGAGUUUGCUCACGGUGUGUUCGAGUGUUGGCUACACCCGGCCCGAUACCGUACCCAGCCAUGCAAGGACGGUACGAGUUGUAAGAGAAGGGUCUGCUUCUUUGCUCACACGCCCGAGCAGCUUCGAGUAUUGCCUCAGCAGAGUCCGAGAGGGAAUGGAUCCGGAUCGAGCGAUAUGGAUUUAUUCGGGUCGCCAAUACGCCAUCGUCUCGAGUUGGUAUCUUCGCCAACAUCGAUUCUGGUGUCUCCUCCAGUAUCUCCGCCGUCUGACUCGCCGCCGAUGUCGCCCAGCGGAUCCUACAACUCAGUGAAUGAACUGGUUUCCUCUAUGCGUGGGCUUCAGUUAGGUAAGAUGAAGGUGGGUAGUCCUCCUUGGGGUUUGCAAAUGGGUUCUGGAUACGGAUCUCCCCUCGGAUCCUCGCUCCGACCCGGAUUAUCCAGCCUACCUUCAACCCCGACCCGGAACCAAAUCAGGUCUGGAGUCUGGGAUAACUGUAUUUUUGAAGAGGAACCGGCAAUGGAAAGGGUUGAAUCCGGGAGGGAUUUAAGAGCAAAGAUUUAUGCAAAACUGAGGAAGGAUAACUCCGUGGGUGCGGGGGAGCAUUCCGGGUCGGGUCCCGAUGUUGGAUGGAUAUCCGAAUUAGUGAAGUGAAGGUGGGUUGGAGUUUAUAUGCUUCCAUUUUGAUUUUAUUUUGGGAAACUGAAAAAUUCGGUGGCCUUUGAUUCUUCUGACGUGUGAAUAUUGAAGUUGGAUUGGGAAAUCUGCAUCUUUGUACAUUGAAGAUGGGAAAGAGAGAUCUAGAAGUCUCUAUUUUGUGGGUAGUUUUUAUUAUUCUUAUUAUUUUGGAAAAAAAAAUGAAAUUGCUACUUUUGUACAGAAGAAGGAAGGAUUUGUUAAGGGCUACCAAAGAAGGGGAGCGGUUGGUUACUUAUUUUAUUAUUAAGUGUAAUUUCUUUGGAAUUUAUUUUCUGGAUUUUCUUGUAUGUUCAUCCUUGACCAUAUUAAUGUAACAUAUUUCUUCAUCAUUCUUCGUGUAUAAUUUCUUUUA